CUAAGGCCAGCACGGGUACCAUCAGCCUCAAGAUUCCUGAAUCCCUAUGUAGUGGGUUUCGUUGUUGUGGCAGGAGUGGUAAUCCUGGCAGUGACCGUAGCUCUACUCAUCCACUUUUUAGCCUUUGAUCAAAAGUCUUAUUUUUAUCAUAGCAGCUUUCAAAUCCUAAAUGUCAAAUACAGUAAUCAGUUAAAUUCACCAGCUACACAGGAAUAUAGGGAUUUGAGUGGAAGAAUUGAAUCUAUGAUUACUAAAACAUUCCAAGAAUCAAAUUUAAGAAAUCAAUUCAUCAGAGCUCAUGUUGUCAAACUGAGGCAAGAGGGUAAUGGUGUGAUAGCAGAUGUUGUCAUGAAAUUUAAAUUCACUAGAAACAAUAAUGGAGCAUCAAUGAAAAGGAGAAUUGAGUCUGUUUUAUACCACAUGCUGAAUAACUCUGGAAACUUGGAAAUAAACCCUUCAACUGAGAUAACAUCAAUUACUGACCAGGAUACAGUGGAUAUGUUCACUCAAGGAUGUGGGGCCCGUACAGACCUAAUAACUCUGUCUGCGGAGAGGAUCCUAGGAGGCACUAAGGCUGAGGAAGGAGACUGGCCAUGGCAAGUCAGUCUACAGACGAAUAAUGUUCACCACUGCGGAGGCAUCCUGAUCAGUAGUAUGUGGAUCUUGACAGCAGCUCACUGCUUCAGAAGCUACCCUAAUCCUCGUCAGUGGACUGUCACUUUCGGUGUUUCAACAACAUUUCCUAAGCAGAGAAGAGGAGUAAGGACUAUUUUAAUCCAUAGCAAUUAUAACCCUGCAACUCAUGAAAAUGAUAUUGCAGCUAUACAACUUGACAGAGGCAUCACCUUUACCAAAGAUAUCCAUAGGGUGUGUCUCCCGGAGGCUACCCAGAAUAUUCCGCCUGGGUCUACUGCUUAUGUAACAGGAUGGGGAUCUCAAGAAUAUGGCGGUAACACAGUUUCAGAUCUACAGCAAGCACGGGUCAGAAUAAUAAGUAAUGAUGCAUGUAAUGCACCAACUAGUUAUAAUGGAGCUGUUUUGUCGGGAAUGCUAUGUGCUGGACUACCUCAAGGUGGAGUGGAUGCAUGCCGAGGUGACUCUGGUGGCCCACUAGUUCAAGAGGACUCACGGCGGCUUUGGUUCCUUGUGGGGAUAGUAAGCUGGGGGGAUCAAUGUGGUCUGCCAGAUAAGCCAGGAGUAUAUACGCGAGUGACAGCCUACCGUGCUUGGAUAACUGAAAAAACUGGGGUCUAGAGCAAUAAAGGCAUCUCUGUGGCAAAGUCUGUAUGCAGGUGUACGUCUAAAAUUCCAAAACCUUGCCUUUCAGCUGCAAAAGAACCCGAAAUUGCCCUAUUUUAACCUCCUGUCACAUAAAUAUCGUUUCACAAACACAAUUUGUUCUUUAUUACUAUAGAUUUUGUUUUCUCAAGAAAGCUAUAUGAAUGUUGCAUAGUAUUGUGGCUGUGUGCCAGGGGAAACAUGUAAACUAGUUACAGAGGUAACAAUUUUAUUACAGUUGUGAUAAGAGCUCAUAGUGAGAAAAACAGGUACCCUGAGAGAAGAUAUUAGAGGAAUCUGGACAAGUCUGCAGCAUUGGAGGAGUCUUCCCUGAAAAGUCUCACUGAAGCUGAUAAUGGUAGAAUAAUAGUCAAGGCAGCAAGAAUAGCAUGAGGAAAUAAAAAUCCUGUUUACUUGAAAUUUCUGGUUACUCAAUAGGCGGUGUAAGUCCUAAAAUUAAAUAUGUGAAGUCAUUGUACAGCAAUCUUAAUUACCCUAUAAGAACACACUCCCAAAGAAACUGAGGAAUUUCAGGUAUUUAAGAUCAAAGCUAAAAUAGUCACUGCUCAACUGAGACCCAAAGAAUUAUAAUUUUUAUGAUGAAUUUUAUUAAAAAUAUCUUGGGGCACCUGGGUGGCUCAGUCAGUUAAGUGCCUGACUCUUGGU
This is a messenger RNA of Acinonyx jubatus (cheetah), 1944 nucleotides long. It is a transcript of the gene TMPRSS11D, whose product is annotated as transmembrane serine protease 11D. The transcript has 9 exons. The record is from RefSeq and is a predicted model, not a curated record. Gene Ontology annotation, molecular function: serine-type endopeptidase activity. Gene Ontology annotation, cellular component: plasma membrane; extracellular region. Gene Ontology annotation, biological process: proteolysis. Lineage: Eukaryota; Metazoa; Chordata; Mammalia; Carnivora; Felidae. The annotation marks the transcript as partial.